Chanos chanos (milkfish) is the source of this 3735-nucleotide messenger RNA. RefSeq names its product protein NLRC3-like. Gene Ontology annotation, molecular function: protein binding. Lineage: Eukaryota; Metazoa; Chordata; Actinopteri; Gonorynchiformes; Chanidae. Bases 1 to 3735 code for a protein of 1244 amino acids. The transcript is spliced from 10 exons. The record is from RefSeq and is a predicted model, not a curated record.
AUGAGAAGGGUUCAGCCUGUCAGCCUUGAUGGAGUCAUAUGUCUCCGUAUGAAAAUAUCUGUCAAAUAUGGAAACUCAGGUCUGAUCCAGGAUCAGUCCAGUGUGGAGACAGAUCUAAGUGAGGAUCAGUCUAAGUGUUUCCAAAACGUUCAAGAUAACACGUCCAUGUCUGAGUCAGAUGAUGUCCUGGUGAGAAUUACUGAGGGUCAUAAAACCGCCCUGAAAAAUAAGUAUGAGUGCUUAUAUGAAGGUGUUGCACUGAAAGAAAACCAAACCCUCCUCAACAGCAUUUACACAGAGCUCUACAUCACAGAGGGAGAGAGUGAAGGAGUGAAUAAAAAACAUGAGGUUUUACAGAUUGAAACAGCAUCUAGGACACGGGAUUCUCAAGACAAACCAAUCAGCUGCAAUGACAUCUUCAAACCCUUGUCAACCAACCAAACUAAAGAGCAGAAAAAAGCCUUAUCUAGUGAGGAACCUGGAGGGGACAGACAAAAGCCAGAAAUCAGAACUGUACUCACUAAGGGCAUUGCUGGAAUUGGAAAAACAGUCUCUGUGCAGAAGUUCAUUCUGGACUGGGCCGAAGGAAGGACCAAUCAGAACAUCGAUUUCAUUUUGGUUCUUCCUUUCCGAGAACUGAACUUGGUUAAAGAUGAUCAGUUCAGUCUUCAUGGACUCCUGCUAGAGUUUCACCCAGAGCUGAAAGACUUGGAUCCAAAGAAAUAUAAUGACUGUAAAAUGCUGUUCAUCUUUGAUGGUUUAGACGAGAGUCGACUUCAGUUGAAUUGUUCUGAGAGGCUGUUUGAGGUGACCAAAACAUCAUCAGUGAAUAUACUGAUAACAAACCUCAUUCAAGGAAAUCUUCUUCCCUCUGCACUCAUCUGGAUAACCUCCAGACCAGCAGCAGCCAGUCAGAUCCCCUCUCAGUUCAUCAGUCGUGUGACAGAAAUCCAAGGAUUCAGUGAUUCACAGAAAGAGGAAUACUUCAGAAAAAGAGUCAGUGAUGAGAGUCAAGCCAACAGAAUCAUCUCACACAUCAAGACAUCAGUGAGUCUCCACAUCAUGUGUCACAUCCCAGUGUUCUGUUGGAUUUCAGCCACUGUGCUUCAGGAAAUGCUGUGUCAAGACAAUGUUGAAGAGAUCCCUAAAACUCUGACUGAGAUGUACACACACUUCCUGCUCAUUCAGACUAAAAUGAAACAGCAGAAAUAUGAGGACAAAGUUGGGACAGACUCAAAGAAUGUUUUGGAAUCAAGCAAGAAGAUCUUUCUGAAACUUGCUAAACUGGCUUUUAAUCAGUUGCUGAGGGGCAAUAUCAUGUUUUAUGAGGAGGAUCUGAGAGAAUGUGACAUUGAUGUGAGUGAGGCCACAGUGUACUCUGGGAUUUGUACUGAGAUCUUUAAGGAGGAAUCUGUGUUUCGUCAGAAGAAAGUCUACUGCUUUGUGCAUAUGAGUGUUCAAGAGUUCUUUGCUGCUCUCUAUGUGUUUUACUGCUAUGUGAACAAGAACAUGGAGGCACUGGAGUAUUUUAUGCCUAGAGAGAUCAAUGCAUCAAACAAUGUUCCCUUGGAUAAGUUGCUGAAGAAAGCUGUGGAUAAAUCUUUGGAGAGUAAGGAUGGACGUCUCGAUCUGUUUGUCCGCUUCCUUCAUGGCAUCUCAUUGGAGUCCAACCAGAAACUCCUACAAGGCCUGCUGACACACACACAGAACAACCAGAAGAGCAUCAGGGAAGUCAGCCAUUACAUCAAGAAGUUAAAUAAAGAUGGUGUCCUGCCUGAGAGAUGGAUCAAUUUACUGCACUGCCUGACUGAAAUGAAUGAUGGCUCUCUCCACGAAGAAAUUCAAGCUUUCAUCAAGUCUGAAAAUUACAGAACUAAACUCUCACUUGCACACUGCACAGCACUGGCCUACAUGUUUCUGAUGUCAGAGGAGGUGCUGGAUGAGUUUGACCUGAAAAAAUACAACACAUCAGAUGAGGGUCAUAGGAGACUGGUCCCAGCUGUGAGGUGCUGCAGAAAAGCUCUACUUGCUGGUUGUAGACUCACUGAACAGUCCUGUGAAGCUGUAGCCUCAGUUCUACAGUCAGUAAACUGUCCCCUGAGAGAACUGGACCUGAGUAACAAUGACCUUCAGGAUUCAGGAGUGAAGUUGGUCUGUGCUGGAUUGAAGAAUUCACACUGUAAAUUGGAGAUACUGAGACUUGCUGGUUGUAAACUCACUGAACAGUCCUGUGAAGCUGUAGCCUCAGUUCUACAGUCAGUAAACUGUCCCCUGAGAGAACUGGACCUGAGUAACAAUGACCUUCAGGAUUCAGGAGUGAAAUUUCUCUGUGUGGGACUGAAGAAUCCACACUGUAAACUGGAGAUACUAAGAUGCAAACAACAUGUUCCAGAAGAAAUACUGAGGAAGUACCGUGGCUGCAGAGCAGAAUUAAAGCUGCGAAUGAAGAAGUGGAGAUGCAAGCUGUAUCUCACUUCCAUCAUUAUGGGAAACGUGAGAUCGCUGGCAAAUAAGACGGACGAAUUAACGGCACUGGUGAGGAGUCAGAGGGAAUUUCGGGAGAGCAGUAUCAUGUGUUUUACGGAGAUAUGGCUCCACGAAGACAUUCCUGACUACAACUCUACCGUCACCGGCUUCGAGACGAUACGGGCAGACAGAGACCGAAAGAAGAGUGUACAGUGUUUCCCAAAUAACAAACCCUGGAUCACCAGAGACAUAAAGGCCCUCCUUAAUGACAAAAAAAGGGCCUUCAGAGCUGGGGACAAGGAGGAGAUUAAGAGAGUCCAGAAAGCACUGAGUGCUAAGAUCAAGGAGGGCAAGGACACCUACAGGAGGAGGAUGGAGUACAGGCUGCAACAAAAUAACACAAGGGAACCACCCUCCAGCCCUUCUCAGGUCCCUCCUGCUCCUCCCCCCUCACCACUCCCCCCAGCCAUCACAACUGACCAGGCCCCCCUGCAGUUUGCUUACCAGGAACAUGUCGGAGUGGAGGAUGCCAUCAUAUACCUGCUGCACCGAGCCCGCUCUCAUCUGGACAAGGCUGGGAGCACUGUGAGAGUCAUGUUCUUUGACUUCUCCAGUGCAUUCAACACAAUUCAGCCUGUAUUGCUGGGAGACAAGCUCAGGAGCAUGCGGGUUGAUGCUCUGCUUGUGACCUGGACAAUGGACUAUCUGACAAACAGACCAAAGUACGAUCUCACACUGGACCCAAACACAGUAAACACAAAACUCUCUCUGUCUGAGGGGAACAGAAAGGUGACAGGUGUGAGACAGAAUCAGUCGUAUCCUGAUCAUCCAGAAAGAUUUGAUGUCUGGUCUCAGGUCAUGUGUAGAAAGAGUCUGAUUAGACGCUGUUACUGGGAGACUGAGUGGAGUGGAGAUAAUGUUGUUAUAUCAGUGACAUAUAAAGGAAUCAGGAGGAAAGGAACGAGAGAGAGUGAUGACUUUAGGUUUGGAAACAAUGAAAAGUCCUGGAGUCUGUGGUGCUAUAGUAACAGUUACUUUGCCCGUCACAAUAAACAGGAAACUGUCAUACCUCGCGACCCCUCACACACACGCAGAGUAGGAGUGUAUCUGGACUGGUCGUCUGGAACUGUGUCCUUCUACAGCGUCUCCUCUGACACACACACACUCACACACUUACACACAUUCCACUGCACAUUCACUGAAUCCCUCUAUGCUGGGUUUGCUGUUUAUGAAUAUGACUCCUCAGUGUCUCUGUGUCAGAUAAAAUAA